Messenger RNA from Trametes versicolor FP-101664 SS1, 883 nucleotides. RefSeq lists its product as uncharacterized. NCBI's taxonomy places the organism in Eukaryota, Fungi, Basidiomycota, Agaricomycetes, Polyporales, Polyporaceae. The record is from RefSeq and is a predicted model, not a curated record. Bases 1 to 876 code for a protein of 291 amino acids. The transcript is spliced from 6 exons.
AUGGCUCCGAUGUCUAGCAUCAAGUCUGCCUUCUCUGAUGACGGAAUUGGUCUGCCAUGCUCUGCCGACAACGACCACCUGGACCCCGCGAGCCACAAGUUCCUCAGCGAUUGCGGCGAAACGACUUUCUGCUCCGCGGCCACGAAUGGAACCUGCCAACCCCGCCAGUGCCGCCGUGACGAAUUCCCCUUCGGUUUCACGAACUUCACGGCGUUGCCGGCGCUGUGCCAGAACGGGACUUACUGCCCCGACGAAGGGAGCGGUUGCAAGCCUUUACUAGCGGAAGGGAACGCUUGUCAGCUGGAUCGCGACGAUCAGUGUGCUCCCCCUCCGAACUGGAUAGACGUCGCAAGCAACCAGAAUUUCAACGGCUCGCUCUGCCUGCAGUCUACUUGCACGUAUGCCAAUAUGACGCUAGGGCAACCUUGCAUUCUCGAUGAUGUUACGUAUAUCGACAUGGGACCCAAUGGCGAGCAGUUCAGCAACACCGUGACGCGACACAACUGCCAGACACCACAGUUUUACUGCGAUGCCAGCGUGAAGGCAUGUGUACCGACGAAGAUCUUGGGAACAUCUUGCAUCACCGAUCAGGAGUGUCAAUCGUUCAACUGCGCUCCAAACGGUACAUGUGCCGAUCCUCCGGAAACGCCAGCACGAGUUGAAGUUUGGCAGAUCGUUCUGACUGCUUUGAGCGUCGUCAUUGCCAUGGUCGCGACCGUGGUCAUGCUCACCCUGGUACACAAACGGCUUCGACUGCAGCGCUAUCGCGAGAUACGAGAAUACUACGAAGAGCAGAUGAACCUGCGCAAAUCGCUAGCUGCACUACAUGCGGCGGCCGCUGAUCGUUACACCGACGAGAAGCAUCGGCAUGACUAGCUCACUC